CGGCCGGGACCUGGAGGCGGUGCGCGAGGCGGGUGCGGUUCAGUCGGUCGGCGGCGGCAGCGGGGAGGAAGAGGAUGUGGGCCACGCACGGGCUGGCGGUAGCGCUGGCUCUGAGCGUGCUGCCGGGCAGCCGGGCGCUGCGACCGGGCGACUGCGAAGUUUGUAUUUCUUAUCUGGGAAGAUUCUACCAGGACCUCAAAGACAGAGAUGUCACAUUUUCACCAGCUACUAUUGAAAAAGAACUUAUAAAGUUCUGCCGCGAAGCAAGAGGCAAAGAGAAUCGGUUGUGCUACUACAUUGGGGCCACAGAUGAUGCAGCCACCAAGAUCAUCAAUGAGGUCUCAAAGCCCCUGGCCCACCACAUCCCUGUGGAGAAGAUCUGUGAGAAGCUCAAGAAGAAGGACAGCCAGAUCUGUGAGCUGAAGUAUGACAAGCAGAUUGACCUGAGCACCGUGGACCUUAAGAAGCUCCGAGUCAAAGAGCUGAAGAAGAUACUGGAUGACUGGGGGGAGACCUGCAAAGGCUGUGCAGAAAAGUCUGACUACAUCCGCAAGAUAAAUGAACUGAUGCCUAAACAUGCCCCCAAGGCAGCCAGUGUUCGGACUGAUUUGUAGUCUACUCGAUUCCUGUUGCACCUGAGGGGAAAAAACAGUUCAGCUGUCUUCCCAAAACAGCCUUUUUGUAAUUUAUUUUUUAAGCAGGCUCCUGACAAUACUGUAUCAGAUGUGAAGCCUGGAGCUUUCCUGAUGAUGCUGGCUCUAUGGUGCCCCCGUGAGGGGAUUCAUUUCCUUCUGUUGCUGGUUUACUCUAGGACUUCAGUGUGUCUAGGAUUUUUUUAUUAAAGGAAAAAAAUUUUAGCUGCC
This is a messenger RNA of Carlito syrichta (Philippine tarsier), 863 nucleotides long. It is a transcript of the gene MANF, whose product is annotated as mesencephalic astrocyte derived neurotrophic factor. The transcript has 4 exons. Gene Ontology annotation, cellular component: endoplasmic reticulum. Gene Ontology annotation, biological process: dopaminergic neuron differentiation; neuron projection development. The record is from RefSeq and is a predicted model, not a curated record. The coding region runs from base 75 to 614 and encodes 179 amino acids. NCBI's taxonomy places the organism in Eukaryota, Metazoa, Chordata, Mammalia, Primates, Tarsiidae.